AUGGCCUCGUCAAGUUUUCCCCGCCAAUCAACUGUAACAUUGUUCGCCAUCCUUUUUCUCUCCUUCUCAUCCUCCUCAUCAGCACUAGUUUUCAUGAAAAACCAAGCUGAAUGCAAAGUAAAAUGCCUGAAUGGAGGUGUCUGUGCCUACGAAAGGAACGACCCGGAGGUCCACAAAUGCAUGUGUUUCAUUGAUAUGUACUAUGGAGAUCUCUGUCAGUUCAAAUAUGUCCCAACAUCUUCGACAACCACGACGGAAGUUCCGACGACCGAGGCAAAUCAAGAAAUCAACGAGGAAGAGGAGGCGAAAAAUGAAAAUGAUGGGUACUAUGAUGCGAAUAAAGAGGGCUAUAGUAGGUUGCUUUGGGAGUCUUGGAAUGUUGUGAAAUUCAAAAUACAGUAGUUGAUAACGCUAUUUAUUCUAUAGAGCAUCAUUAUUCGCUGAAAAUAUCGUUUUUUAGUAGGAAGAAAGGGCCAUGAGUAAAAAAACAAUUGGACAAAAAGAUAAAUAAAAAUUGGAUUUUUUUUGGUUCACCCUAAAAGUUAUAUGCAAAAUUGAGCCCACAUUUAGGUUGGAAUUUCCUGAGGAACAUACCAAGUUCUUAGCUUGUGUUCUGCAGAAGAUAAGGGCAAGAUUUUUAGGUCACAUUGAGCAAAAAAAUAUGUUCGAGUUCAGGCCUCAAAAACUCAGGAUGUUUCAGUAAUUUCUUCUGAUUUUAUCCUCUCUAAUGUGGCUUCUACAGCAUAGUAUGUUCAAAAACUAUACCCCGUUAAUUUUCAGAAGGUCAUGAUGAUUUAGUCCAGAGCGAAGACGACAUUCAUCCAUAUCAGCACGGGGAAGGGCAACACCCCCAUUCCGAUGAGCUGUAUCACGAAGCCCAUGUGGGAAGCAAGGCUUCAAGAGCUGUUGUUGAGCAUGAGAAGUCGAGGGUCUAUACGGAACAACCAGGAAAGGAUGCUGUUUUCAAUAAAUUGGGUAGGUUUAAAGGAGCUGGAGAUAGACCGACCGUAUUUUACAAAAAAAAAAUUUUUUUUAUUUUUUUCAUCAAAAAUUCAUUUUCUUUUUAAAAAUAUUCUUUUUAUAUUCAUAAAUUACGAUAUAUUUUUUUAUUUUUCAGCUAAAAAACGAGAUUUUUUAAUAUUUUUUUUUCACUUUCCAGACUCCUACGAGCAAAACAACGACGCCCAGUCGGAUUAUUACGAAGAAGAAGAAGAUUGGAUGUUAGUGAAACGGUCCGCCUAUUCAUUGCGCAUUUCUUUACUUCCUCUUGCUCUAUUCAGUGUUUGGAUGACAUUUAUUUGA
Bursaphelenchus xylophilus (pine wood nematode) is the source of this 1302-nucleotide messenger RNA. NCBI's taxonomy places the organism in Eukaryota, Metazoa, Nematoda, Chromadorea, Rhabditida, Aphelenchoididae. The record is from the annotation of a GenBank genome assembly.